CAGUGACGUCACGUCCUGGUGACGUGUCCAUUUGUUUACAGGACGGGAGCUCCUGCACUCGAGGUGUCACAGACAUGGCUGUGGAUAUAACAUUACUUUUUAAAGCCAGUGUUAAGACAGUCAAAACCAGAAACAAAGCGAUGGGAAUAGGGUUCGAUUCUACCAAAGACGAGAUUUUCAAGCGGAGCAGACCCAAAAGUGGCUUCUCUCCGAAGGCAAAAGAAGUGAUCAUUAACAUCAGCAAGCUCAAAGACUUCUUGCUGCAACACAGGAAGGAUUAUGUGAGUGCGGGAAGUCUAAUCUCAUCAGACCUCACCCGCAUGACAGAUAGCGAACGGGAUCAGAUUGACCAGGAUGCCCAAAUUUUCAUGAGGACAUGCGCUGAGGCCAUCAAACAGUUACGCCCUGAAGCUGAGAAGCAUGUGACAUCAGCCCAGACUAAAGAACACAGGGGCGCGGUUUUGGAUCUCAUUGAAAUGUAUUUGAAAGGAGUAUGUAAGCUGUACUCAGAGCAGAGGGCCAUAAGAGUCAAGAGAAUGGUGGACAAAAAGAGGCUGUCACGACUAGGAUCUGAUCAGCACAGUCGUGUGGAGAAAAUGAUCGACGAAGAGCCCAAGGAGGAAAAGACUGUCAAGGAAGAAAGCUUUGAAAAGAGUGCAACAGAGAUGUUGGACCAAAGUGUCAACCUGUGGGAGGACGCCAAAGUGGAGGAUGAGCUCUCUCCUGAGGAGAUUCAAAUGUUUGAGCAGGAAAAUCAAAGGCUGGUCAGUGAAAUGAGCAAUCUGGUGGAUGAAGUCAGGCAAAUUGAGGGCAAGGUGGUGGAAAUUUCAAGAUUGCAGGAAAUCUUCUCAGAGAAAGUCCUGCAACAAGAGACCGAAAUCGAUAACAUUAAUCAGUUAGUGGUGGGCGCUACAGAGAAUGUUAAAGAAGGUAACGAAGAUAUACGCGAGGCGAUCAAAAACAACGCCGGUUUCCGCGUGUGGAUCCUCUUCUUCCUAGUGAUGUGCUCCUUCUCGCUGCUCUUCCUGGACUGGUAUGACAGCUAACAGCCCAGCGCGGCAUGGUGGGAGGCUCGCUCACACGAUGAUAUGAAGACAAUGCCGGACUGAGUUUGUUGAUUUAUCGUAUUGGACUUUAACGACACCAGACUUUAAACAGAUUCUUUGGCCUACUCUUUACCAGAGUUAUUUAUUAUCAGCUUAACCCACAAGGUAAAGGCAGCUUCUGUGGAUUGAAACACGCUUUGAACGAGCACUAUGUCCACUUUUUGGAUAGCGUGAUAGUCUCAAGAAGCAAGUGAUUGAUCAAAGGAAAACAUCAAUAGAUGAAAAACAGAUGUACGUGUGUUCCGUUGGUCCGCCUUUUUAAACAACCUUAAUACACUUGGAGGUUCCCCAUGGACAUUAAUCGCACUGGCUUUGCUGUCUUAUGUUGUAAGAAUCAAGUAUCACAAAUCCAACUUUACUGUAAGAAUGUUUUGCCUUCAUCAGCAGAACGUGUGAUUAUUAAAGAAGAUCACAUCUCGCGUGUUCUACCAUCUUUCUUCACUUCAGGCUGUAAUUU
Corythoichthys intestinalis (scribbled pipefish) is the source of this 1563-nucleotide messenger RNA. It is a transcript of the gene stx18, whose product is annotated as syntaxin 18. The transcript is spliced from 11 exons. The coding region runs from base 75 to 1046 and encodes 323 amino acids. Gene Ontology annotation, biological process: retrograde vesicle-mediated transport, Golgi to endoplasmic reticulum. Lineage: Eukaryota; Metazoa; Chordata; Actinopteri; Syngnathiformes; Syngnathidae. Gene Ontology annotation, cellular component: SNARE complex; endoplasmic reticulum. The record is from RefSeq and is a predicted model, not a curated record.